Aphanomyces astaci is the source of this 2624-nucleotide messenger RNA. RefSeq lists its product as hypothetical. Bases 31 to 1929 code for a protein of 632 amino acids. The transcript is spliced from 10 exons. The record is from RefSeq and is a predicted model, not a curated record. NCBI's taxonomy places the organism in Eukaryota, Oomycota, Saprolegniomycetes, Saprolegniales, Verrucalvaceae.
CAACAAUCAAAAAAUCGCUCGGCGGAGAGCAUGUCCCGUCGCGACCACAAUGACCAGGCCAACUAUAGCUACGGCGCAUCGAAGCGCGGCAGAGAAGAUGAUAAUGAACGCGAUGUGAAGCGCAGAAGAGGAGAUAAUGGUGACCCCUUCCGUGGAUGCCGCGGCAUCUUUGCAUGGGAAGACGAGCCGGAUCCGACUUGGAAAGCUGCGGUGGAAUCGCACGGCGGUGGCGUGCCCAAGUUUGCGACCAAGGGCGAAUGCGAAGAGUUCGUCCAGAAGCAUUGCGCGCCAGGAUCGAACCCGGACUUCCGUAACUUGCAGCACAUCUUCACGAUGCUCGUCACAUGGACGCAGAUCGCAAAGAUCUUGAUUCCGGCCAUGGAAAAGGUCGACAAAGAUUAUCCGUUCAAGGCACCCGCCGAUCUGGGAGUCCGCAACGACAACCGCUUCCAUGACACGGACGUCGAGAAGGGUAUCAAAUGGCGCAUGGACCUGCCGUUCCACCGAGAAACGAACCGAGAGUCCACAAUGCACACGCUCAAGUACUUGUUCUUCCACAUGCGUUGCGGUAUCUUGGUGAUGAUCCGAAAUGGGCGCGUCGUGUUGUUUGCGCCAUUUGCGAACAAGGACUACGAGAACAACUGGUCGGAGUUUUUAAAAUUCGACAGCGACGACGGCACGUUUGAAGCGUAUUAUGGGGAGAAACGCAACCACUACCGCCGUGAAAAUAUCAUUCGGGACGUUCGAAAGUGGUGGGCCAACGGCAACAUCAUCUGCAAUGAGCACUGCAAGGACUCGCGCCGCCAUGAAGAGACGCAGUACUGGGGCGACCAGUUCCUGUCCCAGUUGCGAGACAUGUUGGACGACGCGUGCAAGAACCGCAAUAUUCCAGACUGUGAAUUCUUUAUCAACAAGCGCGAUUACCCGCAUUUGAAGAGCAACUUGUCCGAGCCGUACGGGUUUCUCUUUGACCGGGACGACAAGGACCCAUCUCAAGACUUGCCCCUGGAGCAAUUCAAAUACAAUUCGUACGCUCCCAUCAUGAGCUUUUACAUUUCCAAUCGAUUCGCCGACAUUCCAUUUCCGUGCUCGGAAGACUGGGAAGCCGCCACGGGCCUCGUGUUUCCGCCUUCGUUCAUACACACCCAUUGCAACAAGUGUAAUUGCGGCGACGAUCGGUACUGCCGCAACAACUUCGAGUGCUUUUGCGAAGGCGAUCGUAAAUACCACGGCAUUUCGUCGGUGCGUGAUUUGUUUACGGCGUCCAACUUUAAAAAGUUUGACAAAGCAUGGGAAGACAAAGUGGACACGGCGUUCUUCCGAGGCACGGCCACCGGCGGCGGCACGACGAAAGAGUCGAAUCAACGGUUGAAUUUAGCGUAUUUGUCCAAUUUGUGGAAAAAGGAGCCUGAAUUCCACCACAUGGUGCACCCGGUGCCGUACUUGGAUGCGCAAAUCACGGCGUGGAACCUCCGCGACAAAAAGAUCGCGGGACACCCGAUGACAUUUCUGCGGAAAGACAAGUUCAAAGGGCGCGGCGAGUUCACGGCGGGCAAAGAGCACUACAUUCCCAUGUACGAACAGUCUAAGUUCAAGUACAUCUUGUACGUCGAGGGGCACUGCGCCGCCAACCGGUACGCGUUCCUUAUGCGCCUCGGCAGCGUUAUCCUCAAGGUCUCGUCCAAGUGUGUCGCCGACGAAAUGUGGUACGAGUCCCUGAAUAUAGAUAUAUAUAUAUAUGUAGAGAGAGAGAGGGUAUGGUGUUUGAUUGGCGGAGUUUUUUUUAUUUUGUCCAAUCAACGUGUUUCGGCUGCAUCAAAUAUAUAUAUACUGUAUAUAACGCAGCCAAUCGGCACCUAUAUAAAUAUAUGUAGAGAGAGAGUGAGGAUAUGGUGUUUGAUUGGCUGCGUCUUUGUUAUUUCGAGAUGAUUUUGUCCAAUCGGUGUGUUUUCGACUACGUACGAUCCUCGUGUAGUUCAAAAUGAAUGUCUAUAUGUGGGUAUGGUUGAAAGGUACACGCCGCUGCUGGUGCCGAUGGAAGACCACGUGCCGAUCCAGGAAGAUCUGUCCGACUUGGCCGAGAAGAUCGCGUGGUGCCGCGCGCACGACGCCGAGUGCCGGGAGAUGGCGGCGCGGGCCAAGCAAAAGUACGAAGCGUUCGUGUCCAAGGAAGGCAUCUACGACUACAUGGAGCUCAUCACGACCCACGUCGCGCAACGGUACUCGGAGGUGCCGACGCACUGGGACUACGUCCGUCCGGUCGAGCACCACGAGAGGGACCCGCGCAAGCCGUCGCUGCAGUCGGAUCGGGAUCAUUCGUGCGUGGGCAGCAAAAACCCGCGCCUCUGCACGGGAUGCGAAGAGAACAAGGCGCUGCAGGCCUCGAGGAGGCGCAAGAUGGACGAGCAGGACGCCGAGUACCACAGCAAGCGACCCAAGUACCAACCGCAACGCUACAACCAAGCAGCGUCGCGCCCCCCCCCAGAGAGAACGUGCCGCAAAUGCCGUCGAAAGAUAACCGCGUGCAGUUGCAAGAAGGAUGAUUAGAGGUAGUAAGUAGGUGGGGAGUACAUUUGUACUGAACAGUUUAACACGUUGAAAUACUAGAGACAUCAUAUACACUA